Molecule: messenger RNA, 2165 nt
Organism: Cadophora gregata
Lineage: Eukaryota; Fungi; Ascomycota; Leotiomycetes; Helotiales; Ploettnerulaceae
Gene: HOS2
Product: histone deacetylase
Exons: 1
Coding region: 602-2023 (473 amino acids)
Molecular function (GO): histone deacetylase activity
Source: RefSeq, a predicted model, not a curated record
CGAGCGGGCGGCGAGGCGAGAAGUUUACCUCCAAUACUGGCUGACUGGGCCAGGGUUGACGCGCCAGCCUUACGCUAAGGCAGCUGACAAAGUAGCCGCACGCUAAGGUAGUGAUGCAUGAGGUUCUCGAAGGACUCCAUGCAAGCGUCUGGACUGGACUCCAACUCAAGCCUCUUAUUGUUCUAGAGAAUCGAGACGUUAUAUCUUCAUUUGCCCUGCAAUAUUCUCCACUCCCAGCUGUACCAGAAUCCUCCCAAAUCCAUCCUAGAACAUCCGACUGCACGUCUACAUCUCCAACGUCUCCAGGAGAUAUCUGUCGCAAGCGACUGUCAGUCAACGGCAACCAGCAAUCCAUCGACUCUUACCACCUCAACUCGCCUUGAAAACCAGGACACAACUCUCGAGCUUUGCGCCUUCUCUAUAAGCUGGUCUAUCAGACACUCACGAUUGAACAUACAUCUCCCUCGAAAUCUGUGAACUCCGCCUCAAGUGCGCGAUCUGUGAGAACGAGCUUCCGAAAUAGCGAUCAACCUCUUCAAAUAAGCUUGGGCUCUCAGGGUAGUCAGGUUCUAGUUGGGGUGGUCCAAGGGCCGGAGCCAAAAUGGUGGUCUCUUCGAAUGGCAUCGUUCAGGAAUACUGGGAGCCACUAAGUCAACAUGGAGACCGUCACAACGCAAAUCUGCUCGCAAAAGUUCGACAGCAAAUCGAUGAGAAUGGUAUUGUGCGACCAAAAGGAUAUACAGUGUCAUGGCAUUCGAAUCCGGAAAUUGAGAAGCACCAUUUCGGUCAUGCCCAUCCAAUGAAGCCUUGGAGAUUGACUCUGGCAAAGAGCUUGAUCAUGUCCUAUGGAAUGCACGCCGGUAUGGAUACAUAUGUUUCACGCCAAGCAUCGAGGGAGGAGUUAGAGGAUUUUCACAGCGAAGAGUAUCUGGAUUAUCUCAAAACUGCCAAAGUGGUGUUGCCAGACGAUGAUACGCCGAAGGACUUCAACCUAGGUGGUUCGGACUGUCCAAUUUUUGAGGGCCUGUUCAAUUAUUGUUCCAUGUACUCUGGGGCAUCUAUCGAUGCAGCACGGAAGCUUUGUAACAACGAAUCUGAUAUUGCCAUCAAUUGGUCUGGUGGUUUACAUCACGCCAAGAAGGCUGAAGCGUCUGGGUUUUGCUAUGUAAACGACAUCACGUUGGCCAUUCUGCAGUUAUUGCGAACAUAUCAGAGGGUGUUAUACAUCGAUAUUGAUGUACAUCAUGGUGAUGGUGUGGAGGAAGCAUUCUGGUCAACCGAUCGUGUCAUGACCCUCUCAAUCCACAAAUACGACGGCAUGAACUUCUUCCCUGGUACCGGCGACCUCGACAGAACCGGACCAACAGAUGAGGGUAACCCAGGAGCUCACCACGCGAUUAACGUCCCUCUUCUCGACGGGAUCGAUGAUCAGCAGUACAUUCAUCUCUUCACAACCAUUGUUUCGAUGUGCAAGAAUCAUUUCAGACCCGAGGCUAUUGUAUUGCAGUGCGGUGCAGAUUCGCUGGCUGGAGACCGCUUGGGUCGUUUCAAUGUUCAGGUACAAGGUCACGGGGCUUGUAUAGCAUUUUGCAAGUCUUUGGGAAUUCCUCUCCUAUUAGUUGGCGGCGGAGGUUACACUCCCCGAAAUGUGGCAAGAGCGUGGGCACACGAGACCAGUAUCGCCAUAGGUUGCGAUGCAACGUUGAGCCCAAUCAUUCCUCAGCACACACCAUACCGUUCACACUUCCGACAUGAUACCAUAUUCCCAACGCUUGAACAGAUCCUUGGCGACCCUCGACCUAAUAAGAACACCAAGAAGAAGGUAGAGGAGAUCAUCCAGUCUAUCACAGAACAACUGAGACUCGUGGAACGUGCCCCUAGUGUUCAAAGCAAAGCCAUCCCUCCCGAUCUGGCAGGCAUCAAAGACUAUUACGACGACAAGAUCAGGGAGGAGCAAGAUGAUCGAGAUGACGCUCUAAGACGCGACCGGGAGGAAGGUUUGGGUGUUGCAAUGGAAUACUGAAGAUUGGCUUGUCAAGACUAUUUGAAGCGAGGCGUUCGGAGACUUCAUCAGGGGAGGCGUUUUGAGCUACGGAGGUUCACUGGCAGAGACAGCUUACUGGUCUAUGUUGGAUUGUAUUGUGGGCUGAAAGUAAAUAGUCAAA